GGCACCAUCCAUCCCGCAGCCGCUGCCAAACUCGCAGACCAUAGCGCCUGCUUCCUUGGCCGCGGUGCUGCAGAACAUGGCCAACGUUCCACAGGCGAUGAUGGGACAUGGCAUGCUCCUUCAGGCGCAAAGCCCGCAGAUGCCCAACAUGCUGCCGCCAGCUCGAGACCUGGUCCAACAGCGAAUGGACCGCACACCCAGGCCAGGACAGCAAACUACGCCGGAGCCUCCCAAGAAGCAGGAUGCUGUCGCGCGCCAAGGUGAGGCAGCUCAAGAGGAGAAGCCCCCGCCGCCAGAGGAGGACUCCGAGCCAAUCCGUUGUCACUUCCACAGAAAGCCGCAGCUGAACUGCAAGAUCUGUCGGCGAGUAUACUAUUCGGCGGUGGAUCCAAACUCGCAGAAGAAGGACGAUAGGAAGGGCUCCGAGAAAAAGCCAGAGGAUGAGACGCCUGGUGCACGGAUGCGCGGCGCGGAAGCCUUCGAAAUCACGAACAAGCAGACAUACAACUUUAACUCCAUGCUGCGGGACCAAAUCUUGAAGAACACCUACUUCAAGACGCUGGUCAAAAUCGACACUUUCGAAGGCAUCAUGGACGAGAUGUAUCAGUAUGUAGAGACAGCGGAGACCUACGGCGGGGGCUCCACGACCGUGCCCUCCAGCUUGUUCUGCUGCCUCUACCGCCUGUUCACCAUCGGCCUGUCCUAUGACGAGUUGAACUUGCUUUGCGAGUCCAAGGACUGGCCUUACAUCAGAUGUUGCGGAUUCCUCUACAUCCGCUUUGGUUGUGCUCCCGAGAAGCUCUGGGAUUUCCUGGGGGAGUACUGCGUGGAUGACCAGGAGUUCGAGCCCUCGAAAUCCACGCCGGGCUUUGUCGUUACCAUCGGCGAGUAUGUUGAGUCCCUCCUACUGGACGAGCGCUACUACUACUCGACUCUUCCGCGCAUCCCCAUGGGCGUCAUGAAGAAGAUCGAGCAAAAGGUGGCUCCGCUUGGGCAGUACAGAAAGAGGGCAGCGCAGAACAAGGCCAUCCUCCACUUCUUCCGGGAACCGGGAACACCGGUGGAGGCAUGCCGGGACAACGGCACCUGGGUGUCUGGGCAGACGCUUUCGGUGAUCGAGUCAGUUCCCAGCCGCAUCACCAUCAGAGUUCGAGCGGCGGAUGGCAGAGAGGAGGUAUAUCCCCUCGGCAGGGUGAUCCUGCGAGAGGAUCCGAAGAAGCUUGCUGAAAGAGCACGCAGCAGAAGCCGAAGUCCCAAGCGGGAUCCUGCAGGCCCACGGUCGCACUCCCCGGAUUUGACACGAAAUCGUGGCCAAUCCAUCGAGGAAAUGCUGGAGGAGCUGAGAGCGAAGCAGCGUGAACGGGCUGUCUGCAGCACCGGCAAGGACUACCACCGAAAACCUAUAGGUUUCAUGAGCGGCCUGGCCAUGAAGCGGGAUGUGGGACAAGCCUCGACACGACUCCGUGAGGAGGAAACUUAUGCUCCUCGCCAGGUGGAGCACAGGAAGCAGAUAGCGGAUGAGUCCAUCCUGAGCCGUCCAGAAACUGAGCGGGAUAGAGAGCAGCAGCUCUUGAAGCAGCAGCUCUUCGAAAAGUACGGCAACAUCAACCCGAGGACCACUGCCAAGGAGCAGCAGCAACCCGCUGACAUGGACAUCGAAGAUGCCUCGGUGCUGCGGCUGGGCUGA
Messenger RNA from Symbiodinium pilosum, 1687 nucleotides. NCBI's taxonomy places the organism in Eukaryota, Dinophyceae, Suessiales, Symbiodiniaceae. The record is from the annotation of a GenBank genome assembly.